AUGGCCAAGGCGGACUACUUCUGGGCUGUUACUGAUAAUAUGACGUGGGAUGACUUCGAGAAAGAAUUUGGAAAUAGCUUCCAAAUACCCACUGGAGAUUAUUUCAGCCCUUGUAAGAGAGUUCCAGUAACCAACACUUGGGCUCUGGUUGCCGUUUAUGCACUGGUGUCCCUGUUGAGCUUGCUGGGAAACUCCCUGGUGAUGCUGGUCUUCUCAUCCAGGCGAAGGAGCUGCUCUGUCACCGACGUCUACGUGCUGAACCUCGCCGUUGCUGACCUGCUCUUUUCGCUGACUCUGCCCUUCUGGGCUGUCUCCAAAUUGAAAGGCUGGAUUUUUGGCACGCCCCUGUGUAAGAUGGUCUCACUCCUGAAGGAAGUCAACUUCUUCAGCGGUAUCCUGCUACUGGCCUGCAUCAGUGUGGACCGAUACCUGGCCAUCGUCCAUGCCACGCGCACGCUCACCCGAAAGCGCCACUUGGUUAAGUUCGUAUGUCUAGGUCUCUGGAGUCUCUCUUUGAUUCUGUCCCUGCCCUUUGUCAUCUUCCGCCAGGCCUAUAAACCAUACGGUUCUGGAACAAUCUGCUACGAGGUCCUGGGUAAAGCCACAACAAAUUUUCGGAUAAUGUUGCGGGGCCUGUCCCACACAUUUGGCUUCCUCCUGCCGCUGCUGGUCAUGCUGUUCUGCUACGGGUCCACACUGCGCACGCUCUUUAAGGCCCGCAUGGCGCAGAAGCACCGGGCCAUGUGGGCCAUUUUUGCGGUUGUGCUUGUCUUCCUGCUCUGCUGGCUGCCCCACAACCUGGCCCUGCUCACAGACACUCUCUUAGACACCCACUGGAUUGAGGACACCUGCAAGCGCCGCAGUGACAUCGACCAGGCCCUGUAUACCACUGAGUUCCUGGCCUUUUCUCACAGCUGUCUCAACCCCAUCAUCUAUGCCUUCGUCGGCCAAAAUUUUCGUCGUGCGUUCCUCAAGAUCCUUGCGAACUGGGGCCUGGCUCGCAAGGAGGUUUUGACACCGCACCGCGCUGCCUUUCACACAUCUCUUACUGUCCGCUAAACCUCUGAAAAUUACCAGAGAGUGAUGGCUCUCCCUCAAAGGAGAGGACAGCUAUCAUGCUGAUGUGCGGUGCCUUGCUGCGUGUGUGUGUGAGUGUGCGUGUGCACAGUACAGCUAUGGACAGAGGGUACCUGGUCUGGGGAGGGAGGUGACAGGAUCAGAAGUUAGUAACUACUGUCUCUAGAGCCCACGCCUACUUGCUGAGGAGGCACUGAUAGUCCUCCAAGGACUUCCUUUACACUUCCGCUGGAACGAAUGUCGCCAUUUCUACUGAAUACCUGCAUCUAUGAUUUGUAAUCUGGGUGAUUAUCAUGGUCACAUCUAUAGCCUAACGCCAUUAGAACCAAGAACUGGAGCUUGCAGCUGACAUUAGCCCUCUCGGACUGGACCCUCUCCUUGGAAAACCACCCUGACUGCUCAGCACAUUCCAGCGGGCUGUCUAGUAACUCUUCGUCCUGUGAUCUGAGUUCAUGAGACCGUUUUUCCCGUCUUGGGGAAUGUUGCAAUGCCUGCUGAGGACAUCAGUCAGGUGCUGCUGAGGCACCCAGCCACCAGGCAGCCUUGUGACGAAGCUGAAGACCAUCUUCCCUUUAGGUGUCCUGGGUGGACAAAGGGUGUUUGGGAAACUAGGCCUGAGAAUCCCCUUUACCUCGUGACCAGCGUCACAGAG
Microtus oregoni (creeping vole) is the source of this 1729-nucleotide messenger RNA. Its product is annotated as C-X-C chemokine receptor type 1-like. Gene Ontology annotation, molecular function: C-X-C chemokine receptor activity. Bases 1 to 1059 code for a protein of 352 amino acids. Gene Ontology annotation, cellular component: membrane. NCBI's taxonomy places the organism in Eukaryota, Metazoa, Chordata, Mammalia, Rodentia, Cricetidae. The transcript has a single exon. Gene Ontology annotation, biological process: G protein-coupled receptor signaling pathway; neutrophil chemotaxis; immune response. The record is from RefSeq and is a predicted model, not a curated record.